UCCUCUGGACAAUGACGUUAACCCUCUGGAGUUCUAUCUGCAUUGGCAAAACAUACACAGAUGUAAUUCUGACGGUGGAUACUCUGGUGGCAGCACCGGCGUCUUCUUCAUCCCUUGUGGUGGGCGACAUCGCCAACAACCUGAAGGCGGAAGAUAAGAGAGCAGAACUAACCCUGUGCAAGAUCUUCCAAGCAUCAACCUGGGCGUUCAAGGCAGUGACCACUGCUUCCUUCUUCAACAGGACUACUCUUCUUUGGCUGAUCCAGAUGCAGGAGAGGGCUUCAUCAUCAGAGAAUACAAAAUAGCAUAAAGCAUUUCCUGAGGUCAACUCUUGAUGUUUGACUGCUCGGUAGUUCAAGAUGGGCUGCUUUCAAGGUAGAUUCAUUUCUGAAUAUCUCCCAGAAUUUUAAAGAACUUUUGCAGUAAAGGCAGUACAUUGAAAGCUCUGUAACUGUUGAAAGCAUUGAGGAGUCUGGAGAAAGUGCUUGCUUCUGGAUAGCUACUUUUAAAAAAGAAUCCAAAACCAGACAAUCACCCAGUAAGCCAAGAACUCUCUUUAUCGUUCCCAAAGCACAGAAAGGCCACUGUGAGUGUUGUGGAGAAGAUUUCAAAGAUUUACAGAUGAAAUAAUCCAGAAGGAAGAGCAAAGAGGAAAAGCAAGGAGAGGCAAGGCAAGGACCAGUAAGAAUCCCAGACUUUCAAUGCAAAGCAAAAGAAAACGAAGAAAGGGCACCACAAUCUGCCUUCCUUGCAUGCCAGACAGCUGGUGCCAACUCUGGUUCCGAUUAUGAAGGCAUUAUGAGCUGCUCGCUCCAGAACUGGGUGUUGACAGCUUUCUGCUGCCUGCUGCUUUGUCAUUCAGGUUUUGUGAAGGCAGAUCCACAGCCUGGUGAUUCGCGGAGGUGGGUCCCAAAUUCCAGUUGGCGCAAAAGAUGGGGUAUUUCAGAAAUCACAUAUCCCACUAGGCUGGUGAAACACAAUUCUGGGGGAGAGAUCCAGAAGUAUCAGCUGGACACAAGAGUGAGAAAAGAGACUGGUGGCAGCAGAGGAGGCGACAGAAAAGGAGGAAGCCCUAUUAUCCAUCUGGCCCAAGUGAGUUUCCUCAUCCCUGCCUUUGGUUCAACCUUCAUUUUGGAUCUUGAGCUGAACCACCAUCUGUUGUCCUUAAAUUAUGUGGAACGUCAUUUUGGACAGGAUGGAAAUGCCAGCCACACCACGGGACCGAAUGAGCACUGUUACUAUCAGGGAAAUCUCCGCGGAGAAGCAAACUCUUUUGUGGCUUUAUCUACCUGCCAUGGCCUACAUGGUGUUUUCUCUGAUGGAAAAGACAUGUACCUCCUGAAGCCUCAUGAUUCACUUGAACAUCAAGCGCAGGAGCAACUUCCUCACCAGAUCAACCAGACACCGGUACCUCGCAUGCCCAGUGGUUGCACAGAACCAGAGUGUUUAUUUUCUGCAUUGAACAACUACAUUACUCCUGGGCUUCCUAAACUGCGCCGAAGAAGACAGGUUCACCGAGGUCAUCGGACUGUCCACAGUGAGACCAAAUUCAUUGAAUUGAUAAUUGUUAAUGACCACCAACUGUUUGAACAAAUGCGUCGCUCAGUCAGCCUUACCAGCAACUUUGCAAAGUCUGUGGUAAACCUUGCUGAUGUGAUUUUUAAGGAGCAGCUGAACACUCGUAUUGUGUUGGUUGCCAUGGAAACAUGGGCAUCAGGGAAUAAGAUCCAGACGGAUGAAGAUUCCCUCGAGACACUGAGAGAGUUUAUGAAGUAUCGUCAAGAGUCUCUUCCUGAACACAGUGAUGCUGCUCAUCUCUUCUCAGGGCACACUUUUAGAAGCAGCCGCAGUGGUACAGCUUACAUUGGCGGAAUCUGCUCAGUUGCUAGAGGUGGCGGUGUGAAUGAGUAUGGUACCGUUGGAGCGAUGGCAGUAACAUUAGCCCAGACCUUGGGGCAAAACAUUGGCAUGAUGUGGAACAAGCACCGUGCUUCUGCAGGAGAUUGUCGCUGUCCUGACUUAUGGCUGGGUUGUAUUAUGGAAGAUACUGGAUACUACCUGCCACGGAAAUUUUCACGCUGCAGUGUUGAUGAAUACAAUCAGUUUCUGGCUGAAGGAGGAGGAAGCUGUCUCUUUAACAAGCCUUUGAAGCUCCUUGAUCCUCCUGAAUGCGGUAAUGGAUUUGUUGAAGCAGGAGAAGAAUGUGACUGUGGGUCCUUUGCGGAAUGUUCUAGAAGUGGGGGAAACUGCUGCAAGAAAUGUACCCUUACACAUGAUGCCAUGUGCAGUGAUGGGUUGUGUUGUCGAGAGUGCAAGUAUGAGCCACGGGGUGUAACUUGUCGAGAAGCUGUGAAUGAAUGUGAUGUCCCAGAAACUUGUACUGGGGACUCCAGUCAGUGUCCACCUAAUGUACAUAAGCAGGAUGGCUACUUUUGUGAGAAUGAACAGGGGCGGUGUUAUGGAGGCCGUUGUAAAACCAGGGAUCGCCAGUGCAAUGCAUUGUGGGGGCGAGCUUCGGCUGAAAGGUUUUGCUACGAGAAGCUCAAUGUUGAAGGCACUGAGCGUGGGAACUGUGGGCAUGAGGGGAACCGCUGGGUGCCCUGUAUCAAGCAGGAUGUGUUGUGUGGAUAUCUUCUCUGUGCCAAUGCAACUGGAUCUCCACGUAUUGGUGAACUGCUAGGCGAGAUCACAACAAUGACAUUCUAUCACCAGAAGAGAUAUAUUGAUUGCCGGGGUGGCCAUGUGCAACUGGUGGACGGCACAGAGCUGAGCUAUGUAGAAGACGGGACACCCUGCGGGCCCAACAUGUUGUGUCUUGAUCACAAAUGCCUUCCCGUUUCUGCCUUUAACUUCAGUAUCUGCCCAGGCAGCUGGGGUGGCCAGAUCUGCUUUGACCAUGGGGUCUGCAGCAAUGAGGGCCAGUGCAUUUGCUAUCCAGACUGGACAGGAAAAGACUGCAGUGUCUAUGAUCCUAUUCCAGACCCUAAGCCUACUGGGGAAACAGAAAAAUACAAGGGUCCCAGUGGUACCAACAUCAUUAUUGGCUCCAUUGCUGGAGCCAUCUUGGUGGCUGCUAUUGUUCUUGGUGGCACUGGAUGGGGAUUUAAGAACAUUCGCAGAGGAAGGUCUGGAGGGGCUUAGCCCCAAAUCAUAGCUUGAUCUUUGUGCUUCUGGGUCAGUAUUCUCACCAUAGGGUGGAAAAGAAGGUAACAGCGCCUUCUUCCUUUUCCUUUUCCUGGCCAGCAAAUAAUCAACACCCUAAUCUACCAAGUCUUCCAUUGCUUCCUGGAUAGACAAGGGCAGGAAUGAAGCUCUCCUUUGAAGGGGUACCACAUUGCUCUGCUUCACUGUAUGGAAAAAGAUCUUCAUGAAGGACCUCCUGCUCUUUUAUAUCUUGUCAGAUGCACCUUUUCCUCUCCUUCCAACAUUGUCUGGGGAAAAAGAGAACCCCAAAACAGCAUUUCUUCUACCUGUGCAGGUCUUCAUGUGUGCCUCACUUUACAAAUCCCAUCAAGGAAUGUACCAUGCUGGAACCACCAAAAUACUACACGCAACUCAGGGGUAUAACAACACUCUUCAGCUUCUGGAAGAUGCCACUUGGAAGACAUGCAAGCCUGUUCCUUCCCAUGAAGUAGUUUGAGCAAAAGUGGAUAUUUGGGAUAUGUUUGGCUUCUGCUAAAAUUUUGCUAUGAUUUCAAAUCAGGGAAUUGUGCAUUCAUGGCUAAUGCUUAUAAAAUUACUGGGAGUGAAGAAAUGACAUGUAUUCAUUAAUUAAAUCCAAGCCCCUUACUGUCAUAUUUUUGUUCCUAAAAGUUUGAGCUAUAAGGCUUUCUAUCAUGCUGACUGUACCAGCAUAAAUGCAAGAGCAUGCCAUUCUUGAUUUAAGGGACAAUAAUAGACAUGAUGAUAAUAUGCUAAGGUAGUACUCUAAAUGGACCAGACCUAUUACCUUUGCCCUCCGCUCCCCCACUUCCAAAGGUUAUAUUUUCUGUUUUGAAUGUGAUGGCUAUUUGUGCCACAGUGGCAAACCAGUGUUGGGAAUAGUGACAGCUCAUAACAAAAUGCAGCAAGUGGCUUCUUGGUCAGGGAUUGAGGGCGGAUCUAAUAUCACAAGUUUUGCAUGUGUAUCAGAAUCCUCCUGCCAAAAGUGAGAAUGGACACUUUUGAUUUGUUUAUGGUUGAUCUAUUCUAUCUCACCCCCAUUUUAUUUCUUUUGCUUUAAACAUUUGUUUUCCAUCAGCACGAAUGGAGAGGAAUUAUCCCAGCUUCUGAGUUCCAAAACUGGAAUUAAGCUUUCUUUUUGAAAGGGAAUCUGUGAAUAUAUUUUUUUCUCUGUAGAGAUUUGCAAAAGCCAUUAUAUAAGCUACAUGCUUUUUAUGUAUUAGGUACACAAUAUACCAUCCUUAGAAGUGGAGUGACCAGUCAACCAGAAGCCAAUCAUUCAUAAAACUGUUAUUUUAAAGACUCCUCCUCCCCACCGCCCCAGUAUCCCUGUUCUCUACCAGGAAAUUUCUGUAUUCUAGGAAGCAGCUUUUAAAUUCAUUUUUAGUCUUUCGCAACAAUUAGGUAUAUAUGGAAAGUAACUAUAUGCUAAAUGAAACAGAUGAAAUAAUUCAGAGUGGCAUAAGAAGAAAUGUUAAUAGCAAUUACUAAAUUUUUUAAAAAAGGGGUGGGGAAUUCUAUCUCCCACACAACAUGUACUUGGUCCAGUGGUGGGUU
Thamnophis sirtalis is the source of this 4719-nucleotide messenger RNA. The record is from RefSeq and is a predicted model, not a curated record. NCBI's taxonomy places the organism in Eukaryota, Metazoa, Chordata, Lepidosauria, Squamata, Natricidae.